Menidia menidia (Atlantic silverside) is the source of this 858-nucleotide messenger RNA. The record is from the annotation of a GenBank genome assembly. Lineage: Eukaryota; Metazoa; Chordata; Actinopteri; Atheriniformes; Atherinopsidae.
AUGGACCGAGAGACCAGAGACCAGUACGUGCUGGUCAUCCAGGCCAAAGACAUGGUGGGCCAAAUGGGGGGUCUCUCCGGCACCACUUCUGUCACGGUCACGCUUACUGAUGUCAACGACAACCCGCCGCGGUUCACUCACACGCGCACGGGGUCGCAGGUCAGAAUCGAUACGCCAUUAUGGAGCAUCGGAGCGGAUAGAAUCCAGGGGCAACGGCUGGUCAAGUGGAGGGGAAGAAGCCAAGAGAGCUACCAGUACACUGUGCUGGAGUCACUGCCCGUGAGGUCUGUGGUAGCCAGAAUCAAAGCAGCAGACGCCGACGUAGGCUCCAACGCAGAGAUGGACUACAGGAUCAUGGACGGGGACGGGCCUGGCACGUUCAACAUCACAACAGAUGAGGAGACACAGGACGGGGUCAUUAUCCUGCAAAAGCCCUUGGACUUUGAGACAAAAAGUGGCUUUGCUCUGAGAAUAGAAGCCACAAACAGGAACAUUGACUCCAACUUUUUGAGCUUGGGACCGUUUAGCGACACUACGUCAGUAAAAGUGACGGUUCAGGACGUGAAUGAGCCACCCCUCUUUUCUUCAACGCUCAACAAGAUGGUCGUUUCAGAGGACGCUAAAGUGGGAACCUCAAUCGGGAGAGUCUCUGCCCACGACCCAGAUACAUCCAGCAGUGCAAUCAGGUAUUCCAUUGACAGGAACACUGACUUGGAGCGUUUCUUUAAUGUGGAUGCCCUCAGUGGGAUCAUCAGCACGGCCAAACCUCUGGACCGGGAGGCCAACUCGGUCCAUAACCUCACCAUCCUCGCUAUUGAGAGCCGUAAGUUUAACAGCAAACACUCUCAGAAAUGUUAG